Porites evermanni is the source of this 8793-nucleotide messenger RNA. Lineage: Eukaryota; Metazoa; Cnidaria; Anthozoa; Scleractinia; Poritidae. The record is from the annotation of a GenBank genome assembly.
AUGGCGACGCUUUUAGUGGCUAAAAGAGCUUUCUCGUUGGUGCGGCGACCUAUACUCCCUGUUAAACAAAAUUUGGUAUUGGCUAGAGGACUAUCACUUUCUGGCUACAGAAAUAGUGAUGAGAGCUUGUUUUCAAAGAUGUUUGGCCUAGGAUCCGUAGAAAAGGCAACAGGUUAAUUUGGAAUGCUGCAUGUUGAAUCCCUUUGUAAUUAAAGACACUCUAAAUUCGAGAUUUCUUAUUUCAAAAAAUAACAAAAACAAAUUAAAACAAAUCAUAGACUAAUAUUUUGUUCUUGUAAAUUCAAACUGCCUGAUUAAAUUACAGGAAAAAGACUUCUUAUCCUAUGAUUUGUUUUAAAUUUUCUCGUAAAAUAAGAAAUCCUUUUUCUUCAAUUGAGAGACUUGGAGCAAUCUCGAAUUUAGAGUGUAGACUUAAAGUAGAUUAUAAUUGUUGCUUCUUUUUAUAUUAUCAUUUCCAGAUUUAUGUAAAUUUUUCAUUUCUUAUAACUUUGUUAUUAUUCCUUCAGAGAUAUUAACAUUAAUAAUCUGAAGUGAAUGAAGUUUUUAUUCAUCGUGGGAUUCAUUCAUUCAACAGAUGCGCACUCGAAGGUUUUGGCAGGAAGGGACACAUUAUAUGAGUUUGAGUGUAAGUUUAGUUGACUUUAAACUCAAUGGUCCAACAGAUUGCUAUGUGGGCAUUGGAAUUGUGUUGUUUAUGUAGUUUUAUCAAGGUUUGGUAGCAUAGGCUUUGACUGCAGUUUUUACUGCAUCAUUUAAUAACCAGUCCUACAUCCCUGAUGCAUAAAAAUCCCCAAAGAGGCAAAAUUAUUCAUGUCAUGCAUCCCAUAUAGGUAAGCGUCCCAUGUAGGUAGGCGUCCCAUAUCACAAAAUUAAUGUGUCGCGAAAAUAUCAUGUAAUAAGGUAGUUCAUGUAGCCUGAAUUUCAUCUGAUUGCUUCGAGUCGUUUUCUCCUCUCAGCAACGUCUGAAUUGAUCAGCCAUUAAUGCCAUCCAGUGACGUCACUACUACCCGAAAACCGGGUACUGAUUUUGAUUGGUUGAUUGUCUAAACAUUCGCAUAAUUAUGUACCGUUAUGAUAAAUUUUAGCGGGAUUGUCGCUUGAUAUUCAGCGGAUCGCAUCAGUAGACCUGCACCAUUCUAAACCUCUUAUUUCACUGGUCCCCUUUAAUCUGCACUUCCAUUGAUUUCAGGGAUAAGGGCAUUGUUAUGUGACAAUCCCUAUUGUUUUCCCAGCUAAUCAAAAACAAUCUUUCAAAUAGGUGCAGGAUCGCCCAGCAUUUCUGGAUGAUUUUUCAAAAGAUGAGUCCCAGGACUCACCAUAGCUAUUAGUAACAAAAUCACUGAAUAACUUGUGAACCCUGAAGUUGAAAAGCCAGCUAACACACAAAUGCGUUUUUUUGCUGCUAUCAAUCAUAGGAUCACAAGCUAGUAACGAUUAAACCGUGAAAAACAGAAACACACAAAAUAAAUUGAAAUUUCCUAAUCACAACUCACAUACCAUGACCUUUGUUAACACAUUGAAGUAAACUUCCCUUUUCUGAGAGGUUUGCUUGUUGUUUGCUUAUUGACAGCGUCAAUCGUUCCUAGCUGUUAUAAAAUAAUUGUUGCAAGACGUGUUUAUUUCUGAUGUAAUUUCACCUUACAGGCCAAUUUUUUUGCAGCUUGUAUUCCAACAAAAUUGAUCAAGGACAAGUUGUAAGAAAAAUUACCCUACCUUGUAGAGACUACCGGUGGAAAUAAUCUCUUCUUGCAGGCCAGUUGGCUAAUAAAACCAAUUUUUAAUGUAAAAAAUGUAUUAUAGAACUUAGUAUACCACUUUUGUUUCUUCUUUCUCUAUAGUUAAUGAUGUAAAACCAGAGUGCAUUGAAGAAUAUGUGUCUUUGGUGUAGGUAUUUAAUCUGACAGAUUGUUUCAACACAUUAAUGAUUAAAUUUCAUUACUAAAUACUUUCGUGUUUGUUAGUACCCUGUUUUUCCAUUGUGCGCAAACGGUAUCCCCUGGCUCAUGGGAAUUUACCAUGUUUUUUAUGAGGAAUUUUGGGCAAGAGUCAGACUUAGUUAAUGUACAUGUAAGUGUUACAGGUCAAAAUUAAAUUCAGGAUAAAAUUUUUUAACCCAGAUGAAUCUCUAGUUACUUCGUCUCCUAUCCCUUAUUAUUCAUGAAAUUCCUUGUGAGUUUGGGGAAGUACAGUGUAUUAUCUUGCAGUUCAAUUUUAUUCUUCAUUCAAAAUUUACUUUCCUUUGUGUAAUACUCAUUAUCAUACACAGCCAUACCCAAAAGCAAAGCAAGCUAAAAAAAUUGAUCAAAGGACAAUUCAGGCCAGUUUAGAGUUCCAAAAAGUCCUCACUUUCAAUAUGAGAAGAAGUGCAAAACUUUAAUAUGAAAAUGAAAUUUUUUGGAAUGAGAAUUAAAAACUAUUUUGAUAUUAAAAAAUGCACUCUUACCUUGCUUCGAAAAAGAGGCGUGAGACAACUCAGAAAUGGCCUUUUGAACCUCAAAAUAGACAUUUACUUUGGAAUAAAAGUAUGGACUUUACUAGAGACAUUUAUCUAAGUUGAUUUUCUGUCCAUUUUAAACACUGAUUUUUACAAUCAAAAUAAUUUAUGGCUUAUUGGAGUGUUUUGUUUUUGGUCUCUUUUUCAGAGGAGAAUUUAUACCAAAACUAAGUGAAGACAAACAGUUUCCUGGAGAAUUAUGUGGAGCCUGGACAACAAUGUUUGGAAGACUUGAUCAAGCAAGUGAGUGUACAAAACCUUUCACUGCUCUAUUCCUUAACCCAUUCACCCCUGGAAAUUUUGCCGAAAAAUGCGUUUUGAAGCUAGUUGAGCCGUUUUCUGGUCACUGUCGUGCUAUUGAGAGCCAAAACUUACCACAAAGUAGUUUACAGGUCACAGACUUCGCGGCCUUCUGAUCCGGAUACAAAAUAUUAGUUUGCAAAGUUCAGGCAUGCGCAGAAAGCAAAAUUUUGAGAUAGUGAUACGGGAGUCUUGACUUUUACUUUUCACUUUCUCUCCUCCCUCUUUUUCGCUUUUCUUGCCUCAUUUUUUUUUCUUUUGCUGGGCAUUUAAUAGGCUUCAUUUUGGUGGGAAAAGUUUUUAGGAGAGGUUUUAGGAUCUUAGGAUUAGACAAAAGGAAAGGUAGGUGGGUAGUGGAACAAGAUUUUCAUGGCAAUUUUCGGGUCAACGUGACAUGGUUUUUGUGCCUUUUUCUCUAGUGUCCUUGACUGAAUUGUGCUCAUUCUGGUAUGGUUUGAAAGAUCCCUUCACUGUGCACACAUAUUAACGGACAAAGUUGUCCUUGAACAUUGAAACUAAUGACAUCACAAGUGGUAGAAGGGAGGUGGAUCCGCACGGGCACUUAUGGGUGGCUCAGGGGCGAAUGGGUUAAUAAGAUACGUGUAUUAUAUUGUGAUGAAAUCACUGUAACAGUGAUGAUGAUGAUGGUGAAGGUGGUGGUGAUGAUGAUGUAAUUGCCAUCAUUCACAAAUGUUAGGUGUCGAAGCCUUUACUGCAUUAAAAUAAUGUGACUUGGAUUGUUUUCAUUGUUUUGAUUCAUACUUUUUCCUCAAAUGAUGGUAAAUACAGAAUAUGUUUUCAUUCCCCAUGUGCACUUGUCCCACUAACCAACCUUAGAAAUUCAGUUUUAGUAUGAACUAAAAAUACAGCAAAAUUUGCAAACAGGACAUUUUGCAUAUCAUCAUUUGAAUGUUACACUCUCCAGCUCUUAAAAGAGCUAGAAAUUGCCCCCACUAUCCUUCUUAUAAUAUGUACAAAUCAGUUUUUUGUUUAGGGAGGUUAAUUCAGGGAUAUGUCUAGGCAAGCUUUUCUUGCCUUGUUCUCCUACAUGGAGCAUAACAGGUGUUAUGCAUUUACUUAGUUAAUGUGUUUGUUUUUGUUUAAAGUCCACCUUUGGAAGUACACAGGUGGGUACAAAUCAGUUGUAAAGGCCAAGCAGUACAUCAGGGAAAACAAGGUGUGUUUCAUUAUUAUUGAAAAUAUCUGACUGAAAAUUAUGUUCUAUUACUGUACAUUGUAAACUGAAACCUCCAGUAUCAAUGACGUAAACUUAUUAAAAUGGUCAACACUGAACAGAAUGAUUUACAUUUUAAUGUACAGUUGAUAAUGAUUAUAUAACUGGUGCAUAGAGCAUGUUUUGUUAAAAAAAAAAGGAAACCAAGACUUUUGUCUCUGGCAGUACCCUGAUUUCAAGUGAGGUCUUAACAGUGUUUUUUUUUGUGUACAGACGCCGCCUCCCCUAAAAAAAAUUGGGGAGAGAGACGUCUCAAGAUGGGUUUAAAUGUCACAAACAUGAAAGAAAUUUAAUUCAUAAACUUAACAUUAAGGAUUUCCUACCCAUGAACAGUAAGAUUCUGUAGAUUUUAAAUACACUGUAGCUUAGAUUUUUAUGACUAUCGCUUUAAUUAGGUAAAUGAACUGUUAUUUAGUAUGAUCAUAAUUCACUAGCAAUGUUCUCUAAUAGAGUAAAAGUAAGGAGCUUCUUUAGUCACAUAUGACUUUAAGACACCUCAUUGCUUUUAUUUAUUUCUUUACAAAGAUCAUGUUUGUUUCAGUUAUUCAUGUAAAUGACUUGUAUGACUUUUUAAUAAACAAUAUUUAAAACUGUAAAUCAAUAUUAAAUCAAUAAGUUAUUUUUGUUGUUUUUAGGAAUUCCUUGAGUUUGCUCGAAAGAGGCGUGUCAUGUUGAACAACAGAGAGAACCAGCUUCUUUACGAGUUCAGUUUCUUUGGAGAACCAGAACCCAGGGAACCCAGCCACAUUUAUGAACUUAGAACAUAUUAUUUGAAGGUAAUUCCUGUCCAAUGACUUGGAAAGCUGUUCAUGGAUUAACCCUUUAAUUCCCAAGAGUGACCAACAUAAACUUUCUCCCAACAAUAUCACUGCACAAUGAAAGAAAAAGUUAAUAGAAUUUUAAAAAAUAUCACCAAAGAGCAAAUGCUUUGAUCUUUUAUCCAAUUCUCUCAACUAAUUCUUUAAAGAAAUGUAUGGAGGUUUGUGUGGAGAAUUUGUUUGUGGAGAUUGGAGCUUAAACUGUUAGGUUUGUUUCCUUUUCUUGACUACUGAUGGCUUAUAGUUUAAUUUCCUUUUGUCUAUAGCCUGGAACCCUCAUUGAGUGGGGAAACAACUGGUGAGUCUUCUUCUUGUUUGUUAAAAUUCAAUUUUUUCUAUUGUUAUUACAAUGAGUUCUUCAGUAAGCACCCUUUCAUUGCCCCUCUUCUUAUCCUAACUACAGAUUAAUGAUCAUAAUUCACUAGUAGUAGUUUCUUAUCCUAAACUACAAAUUUGCAGAUAACAAAUUUUAUAAAACUGAGAUACAUUUUAAUGUGCAAGUACAACUUAACAAAGAGCAAUUUGUAUUGCUUUAUACACGGGUUAAGUAUUUUUAUUUGUACUGUUGAUGUUACAGUAUUAUUAUGGCCAUUUAGUAGGCCAAAAUGUUAGAGGAUUGCCAGUUAGAACUCUGAUGUCUGCCUCACCCUAAAUUGUAUGAUGUAGAAUUUAAUUAACAGUUUUGUCGGCAGUCACUGUCCAUCGGUAAGAUGCCUAAAACGUGGAAAAAUUUUGCACGGCCCUUUUAACUUAGAUAAAAAAAAAAACUAAGCCUUAGCCUGUCACAUUCAUUUACAACACAUAAAUGUACCUCAAAUUCAGUUGGUAAGAGACGUUAAGAGGUAUUUUUAACAAGGAAAAGACCUUGCAGGUAUUGAGCUGUUUUAUUAAAUUAUCACCCGCAAUAAUAGGCACCUUUUCCUAUUUAAGUAUAACUAACUUAUAAGUACAUCCCCCAUUUACCAGUACCAGAUUUAAAAAAGGUUGAUAUAAAUGAUCCUUAAGUUUACUUUUAUUUAAAAGGAAAUUUGUUUCAUCAUUGGUAAAUAUUAUUUCCAGGGGAAAGGCUAUUUUAAUCCGUCAGCAGGAAGAUGAUGCUGUUGCAGGGCUUUUUUCUCAGAUAGGUGAACUGUAUGUGGUUCAUCACAUAUGGGGUAAGUGCUGUCUUUGUUUACUAAAAUAGCUCCCUUCGUGAUAAACUAUGGCCGUAUUUUACUUUGCUGUUAGACUUUUUCAUAUAAUAUGCUAUUGCAACAUAUUACUUAAGAGUUUUCUGGCAAUGAAAUGCUUUGAGAUAUUUACAACAGUUACUGUAUUUGAAAGUGUAAUUGACUGGUAACAGGAAUUUGUCAGUUAAGACUGAGACAUGAAAGUGAGAUGUUUGGUUUAUUUGUUGUCUACAGCUUAUGAUGAUCUUGCAACCAGGCAGGAGAUCAGGCACAAUCUAUGGAACAGGCCUGGAUGGGAUGACUGUGUUGCUAACACUGGUAAAGAUGUUUUUCUGUAGACAUCAUUUUUAAUAACAGGGUUCUAUGUAACAGAAUUUGAUUUACAUUUUUGGUUGUGAGGCAGAGGUGCCAAGUGAAAGGGGUCUAGAAAGACCUGAAACCUCAUAUUAUAUGGAAAUAAGAGGGACACCUGGACUCCCCACUCUUCUUCUUGUCUUCCCUCCCAGUAAAAUUCCCCCACCACAAAUCCUUUCACUUUCCAAGAACUAUAUGAGAAAGAAAACUAAUGGCUGAAAAUGAAAUAUCAUUAGACUAGUACUCCAUUUUGCCGACAGGAUUUGGCAAAGCAUCAUAAUUUGCAAGCUUAAAUUGGUUCAAAAGAGCAGGAAUAUGGUGGGGACAUGUUGGGUGUUCUGGAGUCAUGGAUGUGUCAACACAACCUCGACUAGAAAAUGAGCAUACAUGCACCUUCUUAUAAGUAGUGCAGGUUCAACAUGACUGAAACUAUUCUUUUUCCCUUGUUCAGUUCCACUCAUUCGACGAAUGGAGUCUAGAGUGAUGAUCCCUUUGCCAUUUGGACCUCUACAGUAGAUAAACAAGAUCAAUUGGCAGGACAUUGAAUCGUUGUAUACAUGUUUGAGAAAAUGCUGAAUGCCAACAGUUACAUUUUUAUAACCCAUUUAAUUUGCCAAACUGAUGAAAUUUCAGCAUUCUGUAUACCUUUUGGUAGUAAAUGCAAUAGGAAGCCAUGUCACUCAACAAUCAAAAUUAAUAUAACUGCAGUUUUAUGUUUAUGGGCAAGAUUUUGGGAAAGAGGUGUAAAAUGACUAAACCAAAAACUUGUUUACUAUAAUGUAAAGGAACUACAAGUUUCUUCAGAAUGGCAGUACCAAGACAACCUCUCAAAGUGAUUUAUAGUAGCAGGCAGGCUAACAAAAUUAGUAGGCAGCAAGGACCACUGAUACAUAAGUUUUAAUAGGUGAGGAUAAGUUAGUGGUAAUUCUUGUAAGAAGUAGGUGGCAAGUAAUAAUUGGCUGGAGGCUAAAAAUAGCAGACUUCUGGGAUAUUUAUAAGGGCUAUAAAAGAGGAACUCUCAUGUUAUCAAUUUUGUUUGUUUGUUUUUUUUGGUCUUGUUUUCUUUGUUUGUUUUUGGAGUAGUUUCUAUGAAAUCAUCACUUUUUUACUUACAUUAAAUUAAGUAAACAUUCCAUCAGUGUUGCUUUAUUUUGGUAUAUUUGGAUCUUAAGUCAGGGGCGUAGCGUGGCCAUUUUGGCAAGUACGCACACGGAUUCAUAUUUGUAACAACAUAACGUUUUUGCUAUUCUUUAAUAGUUACAUCUUUUAGCAGAUUACAGUCUUGUUUACGAUAGAACGUGAUAUUAAAAAGCCUUUUAAAACGUUUUUCUUUGAGCUGGUACUGGAAUCAGAAAGUUUUCAAGCACAAGGCACCUACCCUAAAUAAACUUCCAAAACGCUGAAUAUCCUUCACAAGAAAUUCAAAUAAGAUGUUUCGUUCAAUUGCUAAAUGUUUGGAAUGAAAGAUAAGCUCUACUGUAGCUCAAGAAAAAUGACCCCUUAAAGUGCAGAAAUUUGGAGUUUAAAAGCAUCGGUUGGAAGAAUUUUGGUGUGUGCAUGAUUGUGUAAAUUUUCUGCAAGCUUAUUCCUUUGCUACUUUUGUGUUUUUUCCUUUAUUUCAAUCAUGAAAUCGAUCAUGGAACAGACAAUUAUUAUAGUAAGCGUUUUAGUAUCUAUUUAUUUAUUUAUUUAUUUUCAGUUGUUCUGAAUAUCUCUAAUGUUUUUCAUUGAAAACGAUUCGCCAUCUGUUGAGUGCAAAAUUCUUGUUGAUGCCGCGCCACAAGUACACCUAAUGGUUUGCUUCAGCUUUGUACCUUGAUUAUGGUCGGCAUGGUCUAUUCCAUGAUUUCUCACUUGAGCGACAUUUAUAUAGAGAGAAAAAACUAAAACUGAAUAGCUUUAAUUUGAAUGGAAAAACUGUCCAGAUAAAUCUUUAAAAAAAAUGAUAAUCAGUCAGGAUUGAUUCUUUGUGGCGACAAAUGCGUUUCCAUGAAUUUCCCCAACCCUCCUUUCUUUUUGUUUUAUUCAAAAGCAAUGUAUUGGGGGAUCGACAGAAAAUCUUUGGGAAAAAAAUCCUUCCAAUUUCUCAAGUAUGCACGUGCAUAUUUGCGUAAAGGACUUUACGCCCCUGUUAAGGUAUAUCCACAAUACCACCUGACAUUUAUAAACCUUUACAUUGUGUUCUUUCUGCAAUGGAGGGUGCAUUUGGAUGGAAUUAAAAUGAAAAUUUGGUUUCCAUCUUAAAGUCUGUCCUGGGGUUUUAGGGCACAACAUUUAAAAAACUUUGUCAGAGUCUUUAAGCCUUCAAAUACCAAGAGUGGCUAACAUCAGUUUUCUCCUAACAUUAUCAAUAAAAAAUCAAGAUAUAAGGUUACGAGAAUUGAUAAAAUGAUCAUUAAAGGG